Molecule: messenger RNA, 486 nt
Organism: Desarmillaria tabescens
Lineage: Eukaryota; Fungi; Basidiomycota; Agaricomycetes; Agaricales; Physalacriaceae
Product: S-adenosyl-L-methionine-dependent methyltransferase
Exons: 3
Coding region: 1-486 (161 amino acids)
Biological process (GO): ubiquinone biosynthetic process
Cellular component (GO): mitochondrion
Molecular function (GO): 2-methoxy-6-polyprenyl-1,4-benzoquinol methyltransferase activity
Source: RefSeq, a predicted model, not a curated record
AUGCUUCCCUCGCGUAUCCUGCGUUCAACAGUGAACGCUGCAGAAAUAUCUUUCUUUUCAGCGCCUUUCUUCGCAGUGUUCAUCCGGCAGAAGCUUCUUGAAACAGCGCGCGAUGAAGAUGAGACUGCAUCGCAAAAUGUCCUAAAGGAUCUCCAGGUUCUGGAUGUCGGCUGUGGGGGCGGAUUACUGUCAGAGAGCCUAGCUCGUUUAGGUGCCCGUACAGUGGGAAUUGACGCGUCCGAAUCCAAUAUUGAGAUAGCCAAACACCACGCGUCGACAGACUCCAAAUUGUCCGAAAAUCUGUCCUAUAUGCACACAUCGGCAGAGUCAUUACUCUCGCAGCCUAAGCGAUAUGACGUCGUGUGCUCGAUGGAGGUCCUGGAGCAUGUUGACAAUCCGGCUCUCUUUCUAUCCACAUGUGCUCAGCUUCCUCAAGGUCUGAGCUCUCUGAAUCUUACUACCGACUUGAUCCUAAAGUGUCUCUAG